AUGGAGACCAAGAAGAUUGCUGGCUUUGAUGUUGAGUUUCUGCCUUCGCGUCGCCGAUUCGAAAAUCUUUGGGUCGACUUCGAGCCAAACAAACGAGUGGUGCUGCCGAAGGGCUGGCGUAGGGAGGGACGCCUCCCGUUGCGAGAGUCCAUCAUCUGGACCAGAGAUGUUCCUGUAAAGAUGCGGGACGGAAUCACGCUCUAUGUCGAUGUUUUGAGACCAGCAAAUCGAGAGAAUGAAAAGCUCCCCACCCUGAUUCCCUGGAGCCCAUACGGCAAAUCCGGCACGGGGUUCUUCCAGACCAAAGAUUACCUCUAUGUUGGUGUUCCUAUGAGCCAUACGAGCGGACUGGAAAAAUUCGAAGGCCCUGAUCCUGCUGAUUGGUGUGCUCGAGGAUACGUAAUGGUUCAGCCAGAUGCACGAGGCACUUUCAACUCGGAAGGAGAUGUCUAUCACUAUGGCUCGCAGGAGGCUCAGGACGGCUACGACACCAUCGAGUGGGCUGCACAACAGUCAUGGAGCAAUGGUAACAUUGGACUCGUAGGAAACUCUCACCUCGGCACAAUGCAGUGGUUCAUUGCCGCUGAGAGGCCACCUCAUUUGAAGGCUAUUGCACCCUGGGAGGGAGUCGGUGACUUCUAUCGCCAAUCGCUCUGUCGUGGAGGGAUUCCGAAUACAGCAUUCUGGCGAGCUCUUUCAGGGUCGAUGCAGGGUAACAACCUACGGGAAGACUUUGCUACCAUGAUCGAGAAGCAUCCCCAUUAUAACCAAUAUUGGGCUGACAAAACGCCAAAAAUCAAAAAUAUCGAGAUCCCCAUGCUACGGAUUCAUCCGACCCAAGAGUGGCAUGAUUUAUAUCAACCUGAAAGCAAUGACGACCUUCAACGAUUCAUGGACCACUACUUAGCUGGCAAGGAUAACGGAUGGGAGUUUACGCCUAAAGUUCGAGUGUCAUUGUUGCGUUUCAAUCGCCCAGCAAUCGCCCAUCGCGUUGAAGACAACUAUCCGCCAUCUCGGACCACGUAUCGUACGCUUUAUCUUGAUUCCAAAGCUGGGUCAUUGGUUCCUGAAGUUCCGAUGCAGGACGCGACAGUAUCCUAUGCUUCAGAUGACUGGGAGGACGAUGGAGCGCAUUUCACCUACAAGUUUGACAAAUAUACUGAGCUUGUCGGUCCUUCGAAAGCCACACUUUACAUGUCGACAAAGGCGUCUGAUGACAUGGACGUUUUUGUCAUCAUCCGGAAGCUUGAUAUGGAGGGCCGGCCCUUGAUCUCGCUCAACAUUCCUCUGAAAAAUCAACCACACGGCACAAGAGAAGAAGAUAUCGAUGACAUGAACCUGUACAAACACAACGGUCCAAGUGGACGACUGCGCGCGUCGAAACGCGCGCUAGAUCAGGAUCCCGACUUGUCCGAAGCGCAGCGACGAAGCCAGACACCCACGGAGCUGUGGUAUCCCUACACCAAGGAGGAGAAGGUCCCUCCGGGGCAGGUUGUCGAACUGCAGAUCGCGAUAUGGCCGAGUGGAAUCGCGUUUGAGGCAGGGGAGUCCCUUCGCUUCGAAGUCAAAGGCCACGACCAUCCUUUGCACGAGUUUGUCGGGAUUCACAAGCAACUUACAACUCUCAACACUGGAGAGCAUACGAUUCACACAGGUGGAAGUCAUGCAUCACAUGUAUUAUUGCCUUUUCUCACAUGA
Cyphellophora attinorum is the source of this 1698-nucleotide messenger RNA. RefSeq names its product Cocaine esterase. Gene Ontology annotation, molecular function: dipeptidyl-peptidase activity. The record is from RefSeq and is a predicted model, not a curated record. NCBI's taxonomy places the organism in Eukaryota, Fungi, Ascomycota, Eurotiomycetes, Chaetothyriales, Cyphellophoraceae. The transcript is spliced from 5 exons. The coding region runs from base 1 to 1698 and encodes 565 amino acids.